AUGUCGUGGGUGUGGUUCAAGGACAACCCCCGCGGCCCCCACGAAGGCGCACUGCGGCUACAUCUCCGAACCCACACUGGAGAAAAGCCCUUCAAGUGCACUUUGUGCCACAAACAAUUUUCUCAAGAAGGCUCACUGCGGAUACAUUUUCAAACCCACACUGGAGAAAAGCCCUUCGAGUGCACUUUGUGCCACAAACAAUAUUCUCACGAAAACUCACUGCGGCUACAUCUCCGAACCCACACUGGAGAGAAGCCCUUCCAGUGCACUUUAUGCCCCAAGAAAUUGUCGGCAGGUUAUGCACUUCGGGCACAUCUUCUAACCCAUACUGGAGAGAAGCCCUUCGAGUGCACUUUAUGCCAGAAGAAAUUUUCAAGAUCUGACCAUCUCCGGGCACACCUCCGAACCCACACUGGAUAAAAGCCCUUCAAGUGCAUUUUAUGUCAGAAGAAAUUUUCAACAAAUUAGGAACAUCUCUAAAUUCCUCUGGAAAGAAGCCUUUCGAGUGAUCUUUAUGUCACAAACAAUUUUCUAGAGCUGGCACACUGCGGGGUUAUUUUCGAACUCAAAAACUGGUGAGGAGACCUUCGUGUGCACUCUAUGCCAUAACUUUUUUUUUGCUUCGGGCACAUCUAUAGACCCGCUGGAGAGGAAGCCAUUCGAGUGCAUUUUAAGCUAGAAUAAAUAUUAGUUUAGUUGCUGCAAAUUGCUGUUUUUGAUGAUCAGGAGGUGUUGUAUACGAAAAAGGGCAAAGCAAGACUGUUCAUUCUUCUGAAAACCAAUAAAUGAAUCUAUU
Messenger RNA from Frankliniella occidentalis (western flower thrips), 796 nucleotides. Its product is annotated as protein krueppel-like. The transcript is spliced from 2 exons. Gene Ontology annotation, biological process: regulation of DNA-templated transcription. Bases 1 to 420 code for a protein of 139 amino acids. Gene Ontology annotation, molecular function: DNA-binding transcription factor activity, RNA polymerase II-specific; RNA polymerase II cis-regulatory region sequence-specific DNA binding. The record is from RefSeq and is a predicted model, not a curated record. Lineage: Eukaryota; Metazoa; Arthropoda; Insecta; Thysanoptera; Thripidae.